This is a messenger RNA of Lachnellula hyalina, 1713 nucleotides long. RefSeq names its product MFS-type transporter. The record is from RefSeq and is a predicted model, not a curated record. Gene Ontology annotation, biological process: transmembrane transport. Lineage: Eukaryota; Fungi; Ascomycota; Leotiomycetes; Helotiales; Lachnaceae. Gene Ontology annotation, molecular function: transmembrane transporter activity. The coding region runs from base 1 to 1713 and encodes 570 amino acids. The transcript has 2 exons.
AUGGAUAUCAUCACUGCCUCCAAACCUCAGUCAGUCCUUGAUGAACCCUCGGCAAUACCUCUCGCUGCCGAGGUUCCUCCUUGUAACAACCCCAUCCCCAUCGAGCCGGUCGAUUUCAUCGAUAGCGACAACCCCAAGGUCCGCACAAAGCUGCGUUUAUAUUCCAUUUUAUCGGCGCUCUAUCUCGGCCUCUUCAUCGCAGCCCUUGAUCAAACAAUUAUCGCAAUAUCUAUUCCCACGAUAUGCGAUGAUCUACACUCUGCUUCGGGCUACGUCUGGGUCGGUAGUGCCUACUUGCUAGCAAGCGCCGCUUCAGGUCCAAUCUGGGCAAAAUGCAGCGAUAUUUGGGGCCGCAAGCUCAUGCUCCUUAUAGCAGUUGGUUUGUUUGCAGCCUCCAGCAUACUUGCAGCGCUCAGUACCACCAUGCCAAUGCUGAUUGCUGGACGAGCCCUUCAAGGCACAGCUAGCGGUGGCAUGAUACAACUAGCAAUCAUCACCAUCUCAGACCUCUUUAGUGUGCGAAAACGAUCCUUAUACAUGGGCUACGUGGGCUUCGUAUGGGCUCUAGCUGGAUCGGCUGGACCGCUAAUAGGGGGAGCGCUCACAGAGUUCAAGACUUGGCGGUGGUGCUUCUGGAUCAACCUUCCCAUUUGUGGGACUACUUUCGUCCUGUUACUUCUCUUCUUGGAUGUGCAUAACCCACGCACGAAGCUAGGCGAAGGUAUCAAAGCCGUCGAUUGGCUCGGGACUUUCUCUAUCCUAGCAGUAACCCUGCUACUUCUCCUAGGACUGGAUUUCGGCGGAGCGGUAUUUCCUUGGAGUAGCCCGAAAGUUAUUUGUUUGGUUGUAUUCGGGACCUUGAUGAUUGGCUUCUUCCUGUUCAGCCAGCAACGCCUAGCUAAAUACCCCCUAAUGCCGUUAGGCGUGUUUAAAAGCUGGUCGAAUAACGCCAUUUUCCUUAUUGUGUUUUCGCAUGGUAUGGUACUCCUAGGCAUAGAAUAUUAUAUGCCGCUAUACUUUCAAAGCGUACGGCAGGCCUCGCCUCUCCAUUCUGGUGUUCUACUAUUACCACUCAUAGUAACGCAAGCCGUCGUCGAAAUCUUGUCCGGCACCGUCAUCAACCGCACAGGCCGCUAUAGGGAGAUUAUAUGGACUGGCGUAAUAUUCAUGAUGAUAGGGACAGGACUGUAUAUCACUUUUGGACCCGGUACAUCCGUUGCGACAGUCAUCGGGCUGCAAAUCUUUGGCGGUCUCGGCCCUGGACUUCUUUUUCAGGGGCCUAUGAUUGCUAUCCAGAGCACUGUCAGCCAGGCCGAUACCGCGGCAUCCAUAGCGGCCUUAGGUUUUAUCCGUAGCCUUGCCAUGGCACUAUCCAUCGUGAUCGGCGGCGUAGUAUUCCAAAACAGUAUGGAUAGUCGGCAAUCCUCUCUUGCUGCCGCUGGCCUCAACGAAUCUGUCCUUGCGGCCCUGUCGGGAACCAACGCAGCGGCAAACGUGGGUGUUCCGCGUACGAUCCAAGACGCCUCGCAGCGGCAAGUGGUCUUGGAGGCUUUCGCUUUUAGUGUGAGGAAUAUGUUUAUAUUGUACACGUGCUUGGCAGCUGUUGCAUUGGUAGCCAGUGUGUUUAUCAAGCACCGAGUUCUGAAUACAGAGCAUACGGAGACGAAGACGGGCAUACAGCAGUUGAAGAAGGCGGCAAUUACUGAAGGAUGA